Molecule: messenger RNA, 803 nt
Organism: Medioppia subpectinata
Lineage: Eukaryota; Metazoa; Arthropoda; Arachnida; Sarcoptiformes; Oppiidae
Source: the annotation of a GenBank genome assembly
AUUAGCAAACAAGUGCUACUAAACAAACCAAAACCAACGAUGCCGUUCACCUGUACCGAUAUCUGCAAGAUCAUUUUAGCCAUUAUUCUGCCACCAUUGGGCGUGUUGGCGGAAAAAGGCUGUGGUGUGGACCUGCUCAUCAACAUCGCAUUGACCAUAUUGGGUUUUAUACCUGGAAUAAUACACGCCCUGUAUAUUAUAUUCAAAUACUGAUUACACGAUCGCAAUUAUUAUAAUAUAAAUUGUAUCAAAAAUUGUCUCAAAAACUAUUUGACAUUUUACACAAAAAACAACAAUUUUUUCAUUAUUUUUUUGUCUGUAUUUUCGUUAUUAUAUAACGCUUUAAAUAUUAUAUAAAUCUUCUAUCUUUGUAACAAAAUUUUGAACAAUUAAUUUUCUAUUAUAAUUAUUAGCAAAGAUUAGGGUGGAGUUUGUUUUUUAUUGCCUUAUGCUGAUUUUACAAUGUUAAUUGUAUUACAUUUAUAAAUUUUACCACUAUUUGUUGUGCCGGUGAUUUGAAUCUUGGUUAUAUGUUCACAAUGAUUGCCUAAAAAUCAUAUAUUAUAUCGGAGUUGUAAUGAAAUUAAUUAAUUAUAGAUUAUAAUGAUGUUUGUAAUUCAUAAAUCUCAAUACAAACACACAUUAUUAUAAUGAAAGUCCUUUUGAGCAAAAUAAGCAAAAAAUAUUAUCAUACAAAAUGUCACUAGAUGUUUUAUUUGAUUACCUUAUUUCAAUUAUUAUUUACAUUUAACUAUAUUUACAAUUUUAUUAUAUAAUUCUCUCUCUCUCUCUCUCAUUCACUC